AGCCGACAGCCUCAGUUUUACUGCAUUUCACCAAGAGUUAGGAAGUAUUUUUUUUUAAUAAAAUGUACAAUAAAUUGUUUUUAUUAUUGUGUGUGCUGUUCGCAAUACAGUUUACAGCAUUUGCACACCCAUUGGAAAAUGACAAGGAUGCACAAGAAGAAGCCGAUAUUAAGCCGCCAAAAGAGCAAAGCAUAAUACCGGAUACACCUGGUGUGCAGGAGUUCAAAAAAGACAUAGUGAGUCACGUAAUAGCAAGCCUUGGGAACGAGGAAGGAGACGAAACUGGUGUCCAAAGUGCGCAAUUGUCUUCAGCAGAGGUAGAUUUGCCCUGCUUGCCAAAUGAUGCUGUUAGAAUACAUGUGCUUAGAAGCAAUUUCCCGUUGCCAGAGCGCCUUUUCCAUGCACCAAAGAGAUGUUCGGAGGAAGAGAAUAAAUGAAGCUUACAUGAAAUUAAAUAUAAAUCACUCUUUAAGAAUUUA
Molecule: messenger RNA, 479 nt
Organism: Bactrocera tryoni
Lineage: Eukaryota; Metazoa; Arthropoda; Insecta; Diptera; Tephritidae
Exons: 2
Coding region: 63-437 (124 amino acids)
Source: RefSeq, a predicted model, not a curated record